AUGUCCUCAACGCCGAUGGACAUAGAUAGGUCUAAUACACCAAAUGGCGCAUCGCUCAACAUCCACCGCACCAUUGGCACCACCGCCUCCGUGUCUAAUCUGUCCGAUGUCAUAGGCAGCUUUCGUCCUACCAAGCUCUUCCGACGUGAUGAUAUCAAAGACAGUCGUCCACAGCCUCACGUACUGUCCCUGGACUACGAUGACGAAGGCCAACUCGUCAUGGCCUCGGCCAGCGACGAGACAAUACAGAUCUACCACGUCAAAGAAGGCAGGCACGACAAGAGCCUGGUCAGUAAAAAAUACGGAGUGAAGCUAGCCAAAUUCACACACACAGCUUCAAGCAUAAUCUAUGCCAGCACAAAACAGAACGGCCAUGAGGGACCUGUAACUUCACUGGCUGUUCACCCGGGCAGCGACAACUUCAUCUCAUGCUCACAAGACAACACUGUGCGCCUCUGGGACACCCAAACCAAGAACUGUCAAGGUCAGCUAUUUCUUCGAGCACCCUACCUCGCCGCAUACGACCCCUCUGGAACUGUGUUUGCCGUCGCCUGUACGAGUAGCGGCACGGUACUACUCUACGAUGCGCGAAACUAUGACAAAGCUCCUUUUGCAACGGUCGAUGUUGUCGAACAGUGCAGGAAGGUAGACUCACAAUGCCUCAACAAGGGAUGGACAAAACUCGAGUUCUCAAAUGAUGGAAAGUCGUUACUUGUUGGAACUCGUGGUAACGGGCACUUCCUCCUGGACGCUUUCGAGGGCACCCUGAAAGCAUAUCUUCACAAGCCAAACGGCGGGACUCGACGAUUGGCCGUGGGAGAAACAGCAUCGGGUGGUAGCGCAUCGUCAGAUUUCUCAAACAUAGAGAGCAGUGGCGAGUGCUGUUUCGCUCCCGAUGGGCGCUAUGUCCUGAGUGGCUCGAAAAAGGACGUCCUGGUCUGGGAUACUAUGGCGGCUCCCAACGAUAACAAAGUUCUGGAACCUAGCUGGACUCUGCCUGAUAAGAGAGAGGCAGCUGUCCUAGCCUUCAACCCUCGGUACAACUUCUUCGCCACGGCUGACCAGGAAUUGUUAUUCUGGCUGCCCGAUCCUCAUGCCUGA
Molecule: messenger RNA, 1101 nt
Organism: Fusarium musae
Lineage: Eukaryota; Fungi; Ascomycota; Sordariomycetes; Hypocreales; Nectriaceae
Exons: 3
Coding region: 1-1101 (366 amino acids)
Cellular component (GO): Set1C/COMPASS complex
Molecular function (GO): protein binding; chromatin binding
Source: RefSeq, a predicted model, not a curated record